Molecule: messenger RNA, 798 nt
Organism: Nicotiana tabacum (common tobacco)
Lineage: Eukaryota; Viridiplantae; Streptophyta; Magnoliopsida; Solanales; Solanaceae
Source: RefSeq, a predicted model, not a curated record
UUCUCUGCAUAUUUUAUAAAAAAUGCUUGUUGUCUCUCUCUCUCUCCCUCCCCUUCCUGUCUCUCUCUACUGAAUCUUUUAGUUCAAUUUCAAGGUCAUAUUGCUUCCUUCCAUAGUUGUCUCCUGCCAUUAGCCUCUCACUCUCUCACCAUCAACUAUCACCAUCAGUGCUAUGAUGGAGCAAGCAACAUGCAAGGGGAUUUACGUGGCCUCAAAACUUUGAUUCAACAAGAAAGUAAAUCUGCUUAUUUCAUUCAUUAUUUUGCACACCAACUUCAAUUGACUCUUGUUGCGGUAUCCAAAAAGUGUCUUGAAGUGGGAGAACUUGUAUUGUUGGUUUCUAAUGUAUUGAAUAUAAUGGGAGGUUCUUUUAAACUUAUGGAUGAUCUUCGAGAAUCUCAAGCUGAAAAAGUUCAAGAGGUAUUAGACAUGGGUGAACUUGAAACUGGUAGGGGUUUGAAUCAAGAACUUGGUCUUGCUAGAGCUGCAGAUACUCGUUGGGGUUCGCACUACAAAUCUUUUAAGAACUUUAUUUCUAUGUUUGGCUCAAUUAUUGAUGUUCUUGAUACUAUCGUUGUUGAUGCCCGGACUUUAGAAGAAAGAGCUAAGGCAAAGGGAUAUCUUAGCACUUGUCAAACAUUUGAGGUUGCUUUCAUGUUGCACCUAAUGAGAGAUGUUUUGGGGAUCACAAAUGAGCUUAAUACAUCCUUACAAAAAAAGGAGCAAGAUAUUGCAAAUGCUAUUCUACUUGUUGAAGUGGCAAAGAGACGGUUGCAAAAGCUAAGAGAAGAAGAAUGA